This is a messenger RNA of Gadus chalcogrammus (walleye pollock), 1746 nucleotides long. RefSeq names its product myeloid ecotropic viral integration site 3 (gene meis3). The record is from RefSeq and is a predicted model, not a curated record. Lineage: Eukaryota; Metazoa; Chordata; Actinopteri; Gadiformes; Gadidae. Gene Ontology annotation, molecular function: RNA polymerase II cis-regulatory region sequence-specific DNA binding; DNA-binding transcription activator activity, RNA polymerase II-specific. Bases 437 to 1684 code for a protein of 415 amino acids. The transcript is spliced from 13 exons. Gene Ontology annotation, biological process: eye development; embryonic pattern specification; animal organ morphogenesis.
AUGACCGCGCGGUCCGUCGCUGUAUCCUCCGAGGACAAGAAAGGGGGCAAGAACAGAAGAGGAAGAACAAGAACAAGAACAAGAACAAGAACAAGAAGAAGAAGAAGAAGUAUAAGAAGAAGAGGAGGAAGAUAAGAAGAAGAAGAAGAAGAAGAAGAAGAAGGAGCAGCGAUCUCUGUCCCUGCACCGACCAGCAGCAUCCCACCAGCCCGCUGCAAGCCCCACCGAGAGGCGGAUGCAAUCUGCGCGGUCGGAAUCGUACCGCCGGAAUUGGACUACUAACCUAAAGGAACCCGCGUGCACAUCGGCUGCAAACAAGGAACCCGCGCUGCAACACCCGCUUCGGAGUCUAUAGGGACCGAGGGGGGAUCCCGCCGGAGGAGUCCAGCCGCCCAGUGCGCCCUCUCCACCGGGGAAGGUUCGGCCAGCAAGCCGCAUGGAAAAACGGUAUGAGGACCUGGGCCAUUACCCUGGGUCGGAGGCCAUGUCUUUGGGGGGCUACGGGGACGCAGUGAGGUCACUGCCCCCCCAGCACUACGGACAAACCAUCCCUGACUCCCUGAAGCAUCACAGAGACCUGAUCUACGGUCACCCGCUGUUCCCACUGCUGGCUCUAGUGUUUGAGAAGUGUGAGCUAGCCACCUGCUCUCCUCGAGACUCCGUGUCCUUUUCGGGGACCUCCCACCUCCCGGGCAUGACCAAUCACAGCGACGUAUGCUCCUCCGACUCCUUCAAUGAAGACAUUGCCGCAUUUGCCAAACAGAUUCGUUCUGAGAAGCCCAUAUUUUCUUCCAACCCAGAGCUGGACAACCUGAUGAUUCAGGCGAUUCAGGUGCUGCGCUUUCACCUGCUGGAGCUGGAAAAGGUGCACGACUUGUGUGAUAAUUUCUGCCACCGCUACAUCACCUGCCUGAAGGGCAAGAUGCCCACGGACCUGGUGAUGGACGAUCGGGAGGGCGGGUCCAAGUCGGAUAUGGAGGAUUUCACUGGCUCCUGCACCAGUCUGUCAGAGCAGAAUGCGUCAUGGUUACGGGAGCCUGAUGAGUGCGCCACAACUCCUCUUGGAACCCCUGGCAACUGUGGCCUGCCUUCACACAGCACAGCAGACAACUGCAGCGACACGGGCGACGGUAUGGACGUGGCCUCUCCCAGCACAGGGGAGGAUGAGGAAUCGGACCGCGACAGGAGAAACAACAAGAAGAGAGGGAUCUUCCCCAAGGUGGCCACCAACAUCAUGAGAGCCUGGCUCUUCCAGCACCUAUCGCACCCCUAUCCAUCAGAGGAGCAGAAGAAGCAGCUGUCCCAGGACACGGGGCUGACCAUCCUACAGGUCAACAACUGGUUCAUUAAUGCCAGGAGGAGAAUAGUCCAGCCCAUGAUCGACCAAUCAAAUCGCUCAGGUCAGGGGGGUCCCUACAGCCCAGAAGGAGCAGCUCUUGGGGGCUACGGACUUGACGGACAACACCUGGGUCUCCGUGCAGCAGGUCUCCAGGGCAUGGCCUCUCUACCGGGUGAAUACCCCGGCUCGCUGCUGGCCCAGCAGGGCUACCCUCCCCACCCCGGCAGUUCCCUGCACCCUUACCCCGGCCCCCACCCCCAUCCCGCCAUGCUCCUCCACCCGCCUCCACACACACACCCCUCUGAACCACUACUUGCACAGGGACUGGACAUCCACGCACACUAGCCGCUUUAGAACUGCACCGCUGUGUGUGUGUGUGUGUGUGUGUGUGUGUGUGUGUGUGUGUG